GUCUGGACCUCUUGCUUCACGCAAUCCCAAGCGACCGUGGCGCUGGGCUGUGGCUGGGUCAGCCGGGGUCGGGGUGGUGGGUGGCCUUAGGCUAAGGGUGGCUGGAGUGGGCUGGCCCGAAUAGGCCGAAAAAGAGUGGUCGAAUAAGACGGCGACAGCUGGGACCCAAAGAGAGACUCCCUCAGCUUGUCCCUCUCUUCGGCUCCCUAUCGCAUCCCAGGCUGGCUCUUUGACUUCCCUUCUGCGAUGCUGGCAGACGUCCCAUGUUCUAUGCUGACCGCCUAUCAUUCGAUCGAACGCAAUGGAAUCCCCCUUAACCCAACAAAGUAGACCCGAAACCUUCAAGCCUAAGAUCGUGCAACUAUACGAGAACCUAUUCCAAACUACCGACUAUGCAGAGCCAUCUGAGGGGUUCUGGAGGGAAUUCUUCUUGCUGCCCCCUGAUCGCACCCGGCUUACUGCAGUACUAGAGCAGCUCAGUCCGGAUGAGACCCUCAACUUACAGACCCAAUUCCAGCAGCUUUUUGCUCGUGCAAUCCGCGAAGCUGCCUCUGCAUCCAGUCCUGCGGAUGCUUAUGCACUGGAGACCUUGACGGUCUUCUUAGUAUGUGUCUUGAAGAAAAAGUACACCAAUCCCAGCUCAGAUGUCAUCACUGUUCUUGCCGGUCUUGACGAAGUGGAUCAUGCUAUCUCCAACUUUGUCGCCGUCCUCGAUGGCAUCAUCCGGAAUGGCAGUAAUUAUGAUCUCCGUCUCAAGGCCAUCAGAACCGGCAUCGCAAUGACGGCUGGAGCAUACAAGACGAGCUUGGUCUCCUAUUUCACACAUCGGGACCUGUUUCCUUCCCUCAUGAAGUUCAUCCAAGAAACCGACAGCCCGAUGCAAGUGUUCGAGCCGUUCGUUCUUCUAGGUUUGCUGGCAAACUACAACAAGUUCGAAUUUCAGAAUCCUUACCAGCUGCGGCUCGAUGAUUUCGUCAACGAGUCUAGCAUCCAAAAGAUCGCCAAGGGCGUCGGUCUCUCCUGUGGCGCUCUGAGGAACGGCUACGUUGCAGUGCAAGAUGACUCCCCAGAGGGAUGGACCCUGAUGGGUACUCUGAUGUAUUUCGGACUGGGUGUGCUUGCCCCGGGGAAGAAAGAAAAAGCCACCGCACCCACUGCGGAAGAGGCCAAAGAUCUAUUUGCUGCGCUACCGGCCCAGCAAGCAGCUAUCCUCCUCGCCACCUACGACUUCAUCAACGCCAACAAGCUCUUCGGCUACCAUCUCAUCAGCGCCACCCCCGAAAAAGACAACGAGGAGACCCCAUUCGCCUCCUUCCUCUCCCUCACCUCUUACCUCCUCCAGCACGCCUACCGCUCCCCCCGAGUCGCCCACUACGCCGAGCUGAAUCUCCUCACCCUGCGCAUCCUCUCCGAAGACAGCACACUAUGCAAGCAACUCUGCAGCGAAGAAAGCAAGCGCAAAGUGCGCCUCUGCCGCCAGCGCCAGCCCUACCUCCCCCUCGUCCCCGGCGACCGGGUCCUCGCAACAGUCAUCUUCGACAUCCUCAUCGACACCCUAACCCAUAACCUCCGCCGCCGUCUCGACGUCAGCCUCUACAGCCACUGCAUCGCCGUCCUCCUCCGCCUCCUCACCUACCUCUCCAUGAACAAAAUCCGCCUCCCCUACCACUGGUCCGAACUCUGGCGCACUCUCCUCUCCCUCAUGCGCUUCCUCACCACCUACGCCCCGGACCUAACCACCAACCCACACAUCACCACCCUCACCACCACCCUCAUCAACCUCAUCGCCUUCUGCGUCUCCUCGGGAGACACUUUCCUCCCUGACCCCCUCUCCUACGACGAUCUCUUCUACAAGCUCGUCGAAACUGGCCCCAUCAUCACCCGCUUCCGCGACGUCUACAACUUCAAGACCUCUCCCUCCGCAGACCCCUCCAGCAAGGACGUCCACGUCGCCGCCAUCGAUACCCUCAUCUCCGUCUCCACCCACUUCUACACCCUGCUUUUCGUCCCGGAUCAGAACCCCGAUGCGGGCGGCGAGGCCGCGCCCGUGCCAGCGAAUCUGAAGAAGCAUUUGAGUCCGCGCGAGGUUCAUCGCAUUAUUAAGCAGGGGUAUGAGACACUUAGUAUUCAGCCGCCGGAGGGGUUGAGUGCGUGGACGAGGUAUCGUGAGGCGGACUGGAAGAUGGAGUUGAAGCGCGCGGCGAGGUGUACGGUUGAUGAUGCGAGGGGGUUGGUUGUGUGAGUGUGAGGGUUGAGUUGGGGUUGUUUGUUGGUUUUGUUGUGUUGUGCUUUGUGGUUUGUUUGUGUUGUUUGGUACAGUGAGGUAGAUAGGUGAAAUAGUCUUUUUUUUCUGCUAGUUUGUGUUCAAUUUAUACCUCGGGGGGUGGAUAAGUAUGGCUAUAUUUCAUUCUUUGUAUCCGUUGCUUGGGACAUUCUGGGCUGAUCAUGAGAAAACGGACGGGGAAGAUUGGUUUCGCCAGCUGAAUCCAAUUCUAUCCUAAUGUUACAGUAAAAGCAUUAUCGCCAUAGCAUACAUGAGACAGCCUCAUUCUCGCUGCU
Molecule: messenger RNA, 2559 nt
Organism: Aspergillus ibericus CBS 121593
Lineage: Eukaryota; Fungi; Ascomycota; Eurotiomycetes; Eurotiales; Aspergillaceae
Product: ARMH3 family protein
Exons: 7
Coding region: 302-2242 (646 amino acids)
Biological process (GO): regulation of Golgi organization
Cellular component (GO): cytosol
Source: RefSeq, a predicted model, not a curated record